Molecule: messenger RNA, 1838 nt
Organism: Elgaria multicarinata webbii
Lineage: Eukaryota; Metazoa; Chordata; Lepidosauria; Squamata; Anguidae
Gene: DDX28
Product: DEAD-box helicase 28
Exons: 1
Coding region: 1-1677 (558 amino acids)
Molecular function (GO): ATP binding; nucleic acid binding; RNA helicase activity
Source: RefSeq, a predicted model, not a curated record
AUGGCGCUGUACGCUUGCGGGGCCCGUGGGGCCGCCUGGGCCGGCGCUCCAGGCCGGGUUGCCCCGCCGGCUUUGCGCCGCUGGAGCCUGCGCUCGGGCUCCGGGACGCCACCGGCGGAGGAGGCGGCGGCGGCGGCGGCGCCGAACGUGGUGCGGGUCCCGCACGCUUGGCGGCUCCAGCUGGAGCGGGGCGGCUCCAGACCCGGCCGGAAGGGCGCCCCCGCUGCUGCGCCGGGCCCACCCCGCUCCGUGAAGCUGCUGCUGCGGAGCCGCCGCAAGGAGCUGAGCCAGGCCGCGCGGCAGACGGUGGGCCGCUGGGAGAAGCCUCGCUUGGUCUCGGGUGGCUGGAAGCACCGCUUGUCCCGGGGGGAUUAUUUCCGGCUGGAGCGGACUCGGCAGGAGUCGCCUGAGGAGGCCGGCGCUGACUCUCCCCCCUCCUCUUUCCUAGCCCUGGGCGUGGAGCCCCAGCUAGUCUCCGUCUUGCAGGACGUGCUGGGCAUCUCCCAGCCCACCGCCGUGCAGAAGCGCACCAUCCCCACCCUGCUGAAGGGGUCCAGCGCACUCUGUGCCGCGGAGACCGGCAGCGGCAAGACUCUGGCCUACCUGCUGCCCCUGAUCCAGCGGCUCUUGCAAGCCCGGCACUGGCCCACCGGGCACGUUGCCUCCCCCCGCUCCUUGGUGGUGCUGCCUUCCCGAGAGCUCGCGGGACAGGUGCGGAGCGUAGCCUCGUACCUGUGCACGCCAUUGGGCUUGCAGGUAAGGGAGUUCGGGGGUGGCCGGGGCAUAGGCCACAUCUGGCGGAAGAUCCACGCCGGCCCUGCCGACCUCCUGGUGGCCACGCCAGGCGCGCUGUGCAAGGCGCUGCGGAGGAGGAUGUUGAGCUUGGAGAAGCUGCACUGCCUGGUGUUGGAUGAAGUGGACACCUUGCUGGACCCCACCUUUGUAGACCUGGUGGAAGACCUGCUUCAGCAGGUCCCCCUCAGCACCAGCCUCAAGGAAGUCAGUGACGUUUGGGAUCCCAAAGCCCAGCUGGUGGCUAUGGGAGCCACCAUCCCGAAGGGGUUGGGCAAAAUGCUGAGUAAGGUCGCCGAUCUGGACGGCUUCAGCAUACUCACCAGCCAGAGUCUGCAUCACCUUCAGCCCCACGUGGAGCAAAAAUUCAUGCGCGUGAAGGGCAGCAACAAGGUGGUGGAGAUGCUGCAGCUGAUCAAAGAUCGAGGGCCCUCGUCUGGAGGGGUUCUGAUUUUCUGCAACAGCGCCAGUACAGUCAACUGGCUUGGUUACAUAUUGGAUGACCAUAAGAUUAAACACCUGCGCUUGCAGGGACAGAUGCAAGCGGUAAUGAGAGAAGGUAUCUUCGACUCCUUCCAGAAAGGCAGGUCUGACAUCUUGGUAUGCACAGAUAUCGCUUCCCGAGGACUGGAUACCACCCAGGUGGAGCUAGUGAUCAACUAUGACUUUCCCCCAACGCUCCAGGAUUACCUCCAUCGGGUGGGGCGAGUUGGCCGCGUAGGCAGUGCAUUUCCUGGGACUGUAGUCAGCUUUGUAACCCACAGGUGGGAUGUGGACCUUGUCCAGAAAAUAGAAACUGCAGCUCGCAAAAGAGCUCCAUUGCCGGGGAUGGAACCAAUUAUUAAAAAGUCUUUGUCUAAUAAAGAAAAGAGAAGGCUGGUCUAAAGAACCUGACUUUAAAUAAUGCUUGCCAGGAUGCUUGACGACGUUUCUGCAGAAAGCAUUGUUUAAUAUUUUGUAUGUUUGAUUUGAGGACCUGAACAAAAGAGCAAUGCAGUGAAAGCCCAGCCAAAGAAUCUUGCAAUGAAUAAAAUAUCAAGCAUAAA